AUGGCUGAAACUACUUCUACUUUCAAAUCUAUCAAUUCAUAUAACAUGCCGUCAACAAAUUCUGAAGUAAAUGAUUCAUUAUCAUUAGCAUCAGCGUCACCACGUUCAUUAUCACCUUUUAAUGGAUGGACAAUUAAAUAUCAAACAUUGCCGAAAAAAACUGAUUCGAAAGGUGUUUGGGAUGGAUAUCAAACAAAAGAAGAAUUUAUAAUGAUGCAUAUUCGUUAA
Molecule: messenger RNA, 228 nt
Organism: Rotaria sp. Silwood2
Lineage: Eukaryota; Metazoa; Rotifera; Eurotatoria; Philodinida; Philodinidae
Source: the annotation of a GenBank genome assembly